AUGGCGACGGGAACAGCCCCGAAACGACUACGAUUCGACCUCUUCACUGAGCAUGUCGACAACACACAUAGUGAAGCCUGCUACCAAAUGGCAUUCAACACAUUCAAUUCUUUCCCUACCUACCUACCAAACCUACGAAUCGACAAAGACAAAGGAUGGAAUGGGGGUGGACUUGAUGGCAAGAGCAUGGGAGACACAGGGCAAAUCUACAGUGAAGCUCCCAGGCCAGGCUGCCAACAGGUGUUGGAGUUGGAUUCAUAA
Molecule: messenger RNA, 261 nt
Organism: Letharia columbiana
Lineage: Eukaryota; Fungi; Ascomycota; Lecanoromycetes; Lecanorales; Parmeliaceae
Exons: 1
Coding region: 1-261 (86 amino acids)
Source: RefSeq, a predicted model, not a curated record